This is a messenger RNA of Cyphellophora europaea CBS 101466, 444 nucleotides long. RefSeq lists its product as uncharacterized. The record is from RefSeq and is a predicted model, not a curated record. The transcript is spliced from 2 exons. Bases 1 to 444 code for a protein of 147 amino acids. NCBI's taxonomy places the organism in Eukaryota, Fungi, Ascomycota, Eurotiomycetes, Chaetothyriales, Cyphellophoraceae.
AUGGGCAAGUUGAUCAAAAAUCACUGGGGGCGUCUCAUCGUCCUGACGGCAGCUAUUUACCAAUUCGCUGCUGCCGUCGAAGGCUUCUUCUGGCCCAAGAUCUUUUGGGAUUUCCUCACUAAAAAUCUCGAUGGAGCGGUCAAGCCGUUCCCAACCCUACAAAUAUUCAACCUCGUUUUCGCCUUGCUCGGUGUGGCACUAGAAUGGCCACUAGGCUUUAUCACCAAGAUGCUGCCGGGGCUGCACCGGAGUCUGGAAACCAGGAUGGCUAUCUACCCAUUAUUCGCCUUGGCUGCGCUCCUGCUGUAUCAGGGCACGAAUGCCGGCCUGUACUACCUGGUCGGCGUGGGUGUAUACUUCUGGGCUUUCAUUGAGGGCGAAACUGUGUGCCCUGAGCCGUGGACACUGCCAAAGAGAAACCAACCACGACCUGGCAAGGUAUAA